AUGGCAGAGCAAGCUGCUCCCGACACGGCAGAUGCUGCAGAUGCUCUCCACUCUGAAGCUCUUGUGGAGAGACAGGAUCUGCGACAUGACUGGGAAGCGAGGAUUGCCGCAUCGAAUCGACUGCAAGCUUCGAAGGUUAACUCCUUGAUGACUUCUAUCCAGAAGCUGCAGAAAGAGAACCUCUUGCUUCGAAAGCGUGGGCAAGAAGUCAACAGGACCGGCCAGUUUAAGCGCCUCCAAAACGAACUUGGCAGGCAGGACGUUAUGAUUGAGGCCUUAAGGUACUGCCUUGGUCCGGAGAAGUCCGAGGAGCUGGCGACGAAUGCCCUAGAUGCCCUUCUGACCAAUGCCGCUGCACAGUGUUCGUCCUGUCACAAGAGUGCAGCUGACCUCUUCCAAGCAGACGGGGAGCUGUUAUGCAAGAGUUGCUACAGUCAUCGCUACUGGCGGGAGCCACCUGCAGAGUUGCGAAGGAAGGUGUCAGAUGUGGUCACAUUUCCAGAAAGCAAGGAAGAGCUUGAAGCAGCGUGCACUGCGGCUGAACUGGAGAUUGCGGGUGCCAAGCGUGCCUUGAAGAGUUCAGAGAGUCACGAGUCUUCCCAAGCGGAGGCCUGGGCACCAGGGCUGCAAACAGCCGCAGCACUCAGCAACGUGCUUGCAGGCUACGUCCAGCGUGCAGACCAACUCCAAAAAGAAAACAGCUCGCUGGACGUUCAUCGGCGUCAGUUGGAAAGUGCGAUUAAGGAGCAGGAGCAGAUUGCCAGACUCCAGCUUCAUGAGCAGGUGGCUGCUCUGCCAACGAGUAAACAUGGUGUUCCAGCAAUCACCGUGGAUGACCUUCAACACCGUCUGAGCAUCAAGAGCGGCGAGGUCGAUCGAUUGGCGAAGGUCGUGAAGGACUUACACCAGCGUCUGUCAAUCCAGAAAUCCAAGCAGGACUCCAUCCUUAAUGAAGGGAAAGGCGUUGCCAGCGCUUUCUCUGAGCUCCAAGAGGAUGUGAGCAAGUGGACCAAGUCCACAUCGGAAGCACACGCGGUUCAAAUCGGCAAGCUGAAGGAAGCCAAAGACCAGGUACACCAGCAGCUGGUGAAAGGUCAAGCACAGCUCCGUGAAGCUCAAGGCAAGCUGCGCAAGUCUGUGCAAGGUGUAGCGCAGCAAAGAGACCCACUGGAGCUUGAGGCCAGAGUCAGGGCCCAGGCAGGAAGAUUGAUAGAAGCUGUGAAAGGUCUACAUGGGAGCACCGAUUCUGGAAAGUUCUGGUCGAAAGUGCAUGCUGAAGCCAGUGACUCCGGACUGGAACCACAAGUUCAAGCAGCAUUAAGCCGGCACGGCUACGGCGGCCAAGCGGGAGAGAAGCCACUGGACAUCAUUGCCUUGAAAGGCGACCUGUACUCUCUAGAGCUAAAGGGCAACGAUCGCGCAACGGGGCUUGCGAUGAUCCAAAAGUGGGAAGCUGACCGCAAGAAGAUGCAGGAUGCGUUCCGCGCUGAAGCCAAAGAACAGCUCGCAGCGCUGGACCGUUUUUCCCAGAGCGCCUGCGCCGAGAACGCUGCCCUCGAGCUCGCCAAGAGCCAGGCGGCGCAUCAGCGGAGAGAUGCAAUGCGGAAAGCCUGGAGUCAGAGUCCCAACUUAAACUUGGAGGGACUUGGGACGGAACAGCUGGCCAACGUGUCCCAGGCUAACAUCGUGCUUGCCAACACCGUGGAAGAACUCCGCAGCAAGCUCAAGGCAGUUGAGGACGAAAUGCAGAAUCGAAGAGAUGUGGCUGAAAGGAAUCGGAAGGCAGAAGAGAUGAAGGAAGAGAUCACUGCGGGGCAAAGAGCGGUCCAUGAGGAGCACAAAGCAGCUGAGGACGGUGCGGCCAAGCUUCGGGCUGCAGCCGAGUACUGCACCAGUCUUCUUAGCAAUGAAGCCAAUGUAGAAGCGGGAGGAGGAGAGAACUUCGCUCCUGGAGCAUCCUUGCUACCGUUGCCCUCAAGGCUUCUUGUCGAUUGGAGGGAGACCCUCAAGCUGCAGGCGGAGCUCGAUCUCGUCCAAGAAGAGAUAUCGAGACUGCAGCAGACCAAGACCACAAUCUGGGAUGCCGAGGCUCCAGAGGACAUCGAGACAAUGCAAGCACAAGUGGCCGAGCUCGAAGCGUCCUCAAUGGAGCUGCAUGAGGCUCCAGGCUGCUACGCACUCAGAAGAUUUGGAAAGGAUCAUGCUGUCGCAAUCUACGAAUUAGAGAAGCAAGAUUCCACCGAGCUGCAGGCAAGCACGAGGCAAACUGUUUGUUCGGAAGUGGAGAAGCCCCGUAUUUUGACCAUGACGGAGGAGAGGCCGCCUGCACUGGCAUCACGAGGUCCUCAUUGCCGCCUGACGCCGGCUGCCUUGAUCAUGUCAGCCGAGAGUGGGCAAAAGUGUAACAGCAAGCAGACGUACGCAACCGAAGCGAAGCUGGUCCCAUGCGUGUUGAUUGGGCUGUUUGCAGGGAUUGGCUCAAGGACAGCCAUGGGAAACACUCCCGGCGGAAUGCCGGGUGCCGGGGGAGGACAAGGCCAGGGUGCUAACAAAGAGAAGAAAGAUGGGGAUGACAAGAAGAAGAAGCACGAGGCGCUGGCACCACCCUCCCACUUCGGCAGAAAGAAGAGGAAGAUGAAGGGAGCGCAGGUCGCCAGCAAGCUCCCUUCAGUCGUACCAACCUCGAAGUGCCGGCUGCGACUUCUGAAGCACGAUCGAGUGAAGGAUUACCUUAUGAUGGAGGAAGAGUUUAUCCAGGAGCAGCAGCGGUUGAAGCCGAAAGAAGACAAGGAAUCAGACGAGAAGUCCAAGCUCGACGACAUCCGCGGGACUCCGAUGGAUGUCGGCUCGCUGGAAGAAUUUAUCGAUGAGAAUCACUGCAUCGUGUCAACGGCUAUGGGCCCUGAGUACUAUGUGAACAUCCUUUCCUUCGUGGACAAGGAUCAGUUGGAGCCUGGCUCUUCUAUCCUCAUGCACCACAAGAAUUUGAGUGUGAUCGGCCUUUUGGUGGACGAGGUGAACCCGCUCGUUAGCGUCAUGAAGGUGGACAAGGCACCGACGGAGUCCUACGGAGACAUUGGUGGCCUGGAGGAGCAGAUCCAGGAGAUGAAGGAGGCAGUUGAGCUGCCUCUGACGCACCCAGAGCUCUAUGAGGAUGUUGGCAUCAAGCCGCCUAAGGGCGUCAUCCUGUACGGUGUGCCAGGGACCGGAAAGACACUGUUGGCCAAGGCUGUUGCAAGCGAGACGUCUGCAACUUUCUUGCGAGUGGUCGGCAGCGAGCUGAUUCAGAAGUAUCUUGGAGAGGGACCUAAGCUGGUCCGGGAAAUGUUUCGCGUUGCGCAAGAGCAUGCCCCUUCCAUCAUUUUCAUCGAUGAAAUCGACGCCGUCGCCACGAAGCGGUACGAUACUACAAGUGGCGGCGAGAAGGAAAUUCAACGCACCAUGUUGGAGCUAUUGAAUCAGCUAGACGGCUUCGAUGACCGUGGCGACGUCAAGGUGAUCAUGGCCACUAACAGGAUGGAGUCCCUGGACCCCGCCAUGAUCCGACCAGGCCGAAUAGAUCGAAAGAUAGAGUUUCCGCUGCCGGACGAAAAGACCAAGCGACGUAUCUUCCAGAUCCACACGGGGAAGAUGACCCUCGCGGAUGAUGUCAACCUGGAGGAGUUUGUCGUUGCGAAGGAUGACCUCAGUGGGGCAGACAUCAAGGCGAUAUGCACAGAAGCUGGCAUGCUCGCCCUCCGUGAACGUCGCAUGAAAGUGACGCAGGCGGACAUGAGGAAGGCGAAGGAGAAAGCAUUGUACAAAAAGAAGGGGUCGUACCCCGAAGGCAUGUAUCUCUAG
Symbiodinium necroappetens is the source of this 3840-nucleotide messenger RNA. The record is from the annotation of a GenBank genome assembly. Lineage: Eukaryota; Dinophyceae; Suessiales; Symbiodiniaceae.